AACCAUCAAAGCGAAGAUAAUUCUCAAUCUGAUGAUGCACCGGUUCUUGCUUCAGGUCCAGGCGGCGCCGUUGACUCGGCAGUUCGCGUCCAAGGCCCGCAAAGCCACCAAGACGCUGAUCAAGCCCAAGGAUGCCAAAGCCCCACAUCGAUCCCGCGGGCCAUCGCAUGCGGUGAACAAAUUGUUGCCGUACGUCGACGACGGCAAAACGUACCGAGUCGUGUUUGCGAGCAUCUUGGAACGUCUGCCGUUGAUUCUGCCCGACAUGGAACCAUGGGAGGAAGACUACUACCGCAUGAAACACAAGAUCGAACUCAAGGAAGCUCUGCGUCUGCCCAAGGACUUUUGGUUCCAAGAACCUGGGACCGUCGACGUCGAACCGGAAGACGCGCCUUUCCUGUCGGAAUGGAACGAAGAUGAAUUGGUCGGCGAUGGAUUCCAAAUCGCCAAGCGCGAAACAGAAGACGACGCGACAAACAACCGCCACUCGUUGAACCGAGCGUUGAAGCAGCGCGUGUUCCUCAUUGUCCAAGACCCUACGUCCCUUAAAUGGACGUUCCCUACGACCGAGAAGGCGUCCGCCGACGAAACCAUGCGCGCCGCGGCGUUCCGCGAACUGGCAGACACGAUCGGCACCGAGGUGGAAGCGUACCCGGUGGGCAACGCUCCCAUGGGUCACUUGACCAUCAGCCACGAAGACGAGCCGACCUUCGACGGCAAAGUCCACGGCACGAAGGUGUUCUUCUUGAAGGCCCAGACAUUCGGCAACGAAGGCGUGGUGAACCUGAACAAGGACAAGGCUGCCGACUACCUCUGGGUCACGCAGAGCGAACUGGCCGAGUAUUUGGAACCCCACGUCGCAGAUGUGGUCGUGAAGGUCGUGCCUCCUUAGAUAUAUAGCCCCGCACCGCCUUCUUGUAGCUUUUAGAGGUGUUACGUAACCAACCACACAUGCAACCACACCCACGACUUGCUCGAGUGUCCCAUGCUCUCCAGCUAUAACGUUAUGUACUAUACUUUAGCCGUAGCUUCUAGCUUUAUGUACUAGUACAAUGGAG
Molecule: messenger RNA, 1058 nt
Organism: Aphanomyces astaci
Lineage: Eukaryota; Oomycota; Saprolegniomycetes; Saprolegniales; Verrucalvaceae
Exons: 2
Coding region: 32-892 (286 amino acids)
Cellular component (GO): mitochondrial large ribosomal subunit
Molecular function (GO): structural constituent of ribosome
Source: RefSeq, a predicted model, not a curated record